This is a messenger RNA of Pteropus alecto (black flying fox), 1721 nucleotides long. RefSeq names its product G protein-coupled receptor 135 (gene GPR135). Bases 302 to 1429 code for a protein of 375 amino acids. The transcript has a single exon. The record is from RefSeq and is a predicted model, not a curated record. Gene Ontology annotation, molecular function: G protein-coupled receptor activity. Gene Ontology annotation, biological process: G protein-coupled receptor signaling pathway. Gene Ontology annotation, cellular component: membrane. Lineage: Eukaryota; Metazoa; Chordata; Mammalia; Chiroptera; Pteropodidae.
CUCCGCCCCCGCCACACCUGGCGGGACUUCCCCUGCGGUGACGGCGGCGGCGGUGCUCUCCUUCAGCACCGUGGCUCCCGCGGCGGCUGCGGCGCUGGGGAACCAGAGCGACGGGAGCGGAGGCGACAGCACUGGCGCCUGGGCUGGCGGCGGCCUCGGCCCGCACGGGGCUGCGGGGGAGGCGGAGAGGAAAAAAGGCCCCGAGGCCGCUCCGCUGCUGUCGCACGGGGCGGCUGUGGCGGCCCAGGCGCUCGUCCUCCUGCUCAUCUUCCUGCUGUCUAGCCUGGGCAACUGCGCGGUGAUGGGGGUGAUCGUGAAGCACCGGCAGCUCCGCACCGUCACCAACGCCUUCAUCCUGUCCCUGUCCCUGUCGGAUCUGCUCACGGCGCUGCUCUGCCUGCCCGCCGCCUUCCUGGACCUCUUCACGCCCCGCGGGGACUCGCCGCCCGCCGCCGCCGCCGCUGCCGCCGCCGCGGGGCCCUGGCGCGGAUUUUGUGCGGCCAGCCGCUUCUUCAGCUCGUGCUUCGGCAUCGUGUCCACGCUUAGCGUGGCCCUCAUCUCCCUGGACCGUUACUGCGCCAUCGUGCGGCCGCCCCGGGAGAAGAUCGGUCGCCGCCGUGCGCUGCAGCUGCUGGCGGGCGCCUGGCUGGUGGCCCUGGGCUUCUCCUUGCCCUGGGACCUGCUCCGCGCGCCUCGGGAGUCCCCGGCGACGCAGAGUUUCCACGGCUGCCUGUACCGGACGUCCCCCGACCCUGAGCAGCUGGGCGCGGCCUACAGCGUGGGGCUGGUGGUGGCCUGCUACCUGCUGCCCUUCCUGCUCAUGUGCUUCUGCCACUACCACAUCUGCAGGGCGGUGCGCCUGUCGGACGUGCGCGUGCGGCCGAUGACCACCUACGCGCGCGUGCUGCGCUUCUUCAGCGAGGUGCGCACGGCCACCACCGUGCUCAUUAUGAUUGUCUUCGUCAUCUGCUGCUGGGGGCCUUACUGCUUCCUGGUGCUGUUGGCCGCCGCCCGGCAGGCCCAGGCCACGCAGGCCCCCUCGCUUCUCAACGUGGUGGCUCUCUGGCUGACCUGGGCCAAUGGGGCCAUCAACCCUGUCAUCUAUGCCAUUCGCAACCCCAACAUUUCGAUGCUCCUAGGGCGCAGCCGGGAAGAGGGUUACCGGACUAGGAAUGUGGACGCUUUCCUGCCCAACCAGGGCCCGGGCCUGCAGGCCAGAACGCGCAGUCGCCUUCGAAACCGCUAUGCCAACCGGCUGGGGACCUGCGGCAGGUUGCCUUCUUCCAAUCCGACCAGCGGGUUGGGAGGGGACAUGGCCUUAUGGGCUCACAAAAAUCCAGUUGUACUUUUCUGCCGGGAAGGGCCGCCAGAGCUGGUGACAGGAGUGGCCAAACAGCCUAAAUCCGAAGCCAGGGAUACCAGCCUCUAAGAGGGGCUGGAAUGCACAGCUUGCGAAGGCAAAUUUUUACCCCCUUCGUUUAAUGAUACAGGGUUCCGGGGAGAAUCGUGUAUUUCAUAAAGCCAAACAUUUAAAAAAGGAGACAGGGAGAAGGCUUACUACGUUCCCCAAACAACAUACGAGGCGAUGUCCCCUUCUUCAAAAGUGCCAAAAUGAAUGUAGAAUGCAAAAAUUAAAACAAUCUUAAACCACACAACUAAGUAUUGUGCUAAAAAUGACUAAAAUAAAAUUCACGAUUACCGAAAAGCUCAUAUUACAGGAA